Messenger RNA from Tribolium madens (black flour beetle), 1013 nucleotides. RefSeq names its product RNA transcription, translation and transport factor protein. Gene Ontology annotation, cellular component: tRNA-splicing ligase complex. The transcript has 5 exons. Bases 151 to 885 code for a protein of 244 amino acids. Gene Ontology annotation, molecular function: RNA binding. Lineage: Eukaryota; Metazoa; Arthropoda; Insecta; Coleoptera; Tenebrionidae. Gene Ontology annotation, biological process: tRNA splicing, via endonucleolytic cleavage and ligation. The record is from RefSeq and is a predicted model, not a curated record.
AAACAAUUCUUCAGAAUAAUUUUAUUUCGACCAGUUCGGAUUUCGUACAAACCAUACAAGGUCAUUGACAUUUUGAGAAGUAACGGCAGAUUUAUCGAGAAAGUUUUUUUUAUUUAUAAUCAAGAUAUAAUCUCUUCAAAUAAAUUAAUUAUGGUAAAAAGGUUAUUAUCUGCUUUAGAGUACCCAGAGUGUGAUGUAAACGUUAACGAUGAAGCAACAUUUAGAAAAAUUGUGGUAUGGUUAGAACAAAAUAAAAUUAAUAAAGCCAAUCCUAACGUGGCAAAUGGCCUUAAAAAUAUAACUUCAAAUGAUUGGCCUAACCACUUUCAGAAAUACCAAGAGAUUUUAGGUUUACCCAAUUUACAAAGCCAUCAAGAACAACUCCAGUGGCUUUUAGGUUAUGCUGUGCAAAUUGAGACUCAUAAUAAUAGGCAAGUAUAUAUUAAACAUGCGGUUGAGAAUUUAAAGGCAACUAAUGUUCCAACUGUUGUUACUGAAAAUCCUCUUGAUAAAUUAGACUUCCACAGUAAAGAAUUUGCAGAAGGUAUUUCAAAAGUAGCACAACUAUUGAAUAUAACGCCCCACCCUGACCCACUAGUAACUUUAAAAGCAGUUACUAAGCUUGUAACUGUAAGAUUGUCCCCACAAGCUCAAGCUAAUCCGAGUGAAGUUGUAUUAAAGGGUACACCUUUUCCGUUUCAAGAUGCUGAUUUAGGAUUCGACUUGAAUGAUCCGGUCUUAAAUCAAGCAGCGAAAGUAUUAAGAAUUUUAUACAUCCAUGAUUUAAGACAUUUGCAAACAAGGGCUAAUGAAUUAAUUGUGGCUGUACAAAACAUAACAGCCAAUCCUAAAACUGACACAAAGCUGGGAAAAGUUGGAAAAUGAAACAUUUAUUUUUGUUUAGACUUUAUUAAUUUUUCUGAUUAGUAUCACGGAACGGCGAUUUAUCAAAUAUUUCUCCAGCUCCUAACGCUACACAACCUAGAGUUACAUAAAUAAAGCAAUUAAUGAAA